AGCCCGACUCUGGCCCCCGAGGAGGAGGAGCAUGUCCGGGCCCCCAGCGGCCACCAUCAGGCCGGCCGAUGUCUGCUCUGGGCGUGUAAAGCCUGCAAGAGGAAGACCAGCUCGGCCGACCGGAGGAGAGCCGCCACCAUGCGGGAGAGACGGCGACUCAGCAAAGUCAACGAAGCCUUUGAGACCCUGAAGAGGUGCACCAGCCCCAACCCCAACCAGAGGCUCCCGAAGGUGGAGAUCCUCCGCAAUGCCAUCCGAUACAUCGAGAGCCUGCAGAGCCUCCUCCGCGAUCAGGAACCCUCAUACUAUCCCAACAUGGAGCCCUACAACGGCGACUCCGACGUCUCCAGCCCCAGGUCCAACUGCUCCGACGGCAUGGUGAGUACCAGGGGUGAGGGAGCAAUAAGCUAUCUAUUAUCUAUCUAUCUAUCUAUCUAUUAUCUAUUUAUUAUCUAUUAUCUAUUAUCUAUCUAUCUAUCUAUCUUCUCCAGCCUAGACUGCCUGUCCAGCAUUGUGGAGAGAAUUUCCACAGAGAACCCCGGCUGUGCCCUUCUGCCAUCUGCGGAGAGCAGUCCCUGUUCCCCCCUACAGGGGGAGACACUGAGUGACAGGAGCAGUGCUAUCCCCUCCCCCAGCACACAGAUCCCCCAGGACAGCAGCAGCUCCAUCUACCAGGUCUUAUAA
Staurois parvus is the source of this 684-nucleotide messenger RNA. The record is from the annotation of a GenBank genome assembly. Lineage: Eukaryota; Metazoa; Chordata; Amphibia; Anura; Ranidae.